Daucus carota subsp. sativus is the source of this 2154-nucleotide messenger RNA. RefSeq lists its product as uncharacterized. The transcript is spliced from 4 exons. Gene Ontology annotation, biological process: DNA integration. NCBI's taxonomy places the organism in Eukaryota, Viridiplantae, Streptophyta, Magnoliopsida, Apiales, Apiaceae. The record is from RefSeq and is a predicted model, not a curated record. Gene Ontology annotation, molecular function: nucleic acid binding. The coding region runs from base 1 to 2154 and encodes 717 amino acids.
AUGGAGGUUUACGUUGAUGAUAUGUUGGUAAAAUCCAAGGAGGCGCAAGAUCACAUUCAGCACUUGGCUGAAAUGUUUAACAUACUUAGGAAGUAUCGAAUGAAGCUGAAUCCCCAGAAGUGUGUAUUUGGAGUUGAAUCUGGUAAAUUCUUGGGGUUCAUGGUAAACCAUCGAGGGAUCGAAGCUAACCCUGCAAAAAUCAAGGCAUUACUCGAUAUGAAGUCUCCUCAGAAUGUUAGGCAGGUUCAGAGCCUUACAGGAAGGAUAGCAGCAUUAAAUAGAUUCGUAUCCAAAUCCUCAGAUAGGUGCAAGGAGUUCUUUAAGGCUAUCAAGGAUGUAGGGAAAACUUUCGUAUGGACUGACAAAUGUGAGGAGGCCUUCCAAAGGAUAAAGGAACAGUUAGGAAAGCCACCUCUCUUGUCCAAGCCAGUAGAAGGAGAAACAUUAAUCUUAUACUUGGCCGUUUCAAGACAUUCCAUUAGCGCUGUCCUUGUGAAGGAAGAAAAGGAUGUUCAAUUCCCAGUAUAUUAUGUUAGCAAGAGGCUACAAGAUGCUGAAACAAGAUACACUAGCAUGGAAAAGCUGGUAUAUUCUUUAGUCUUGGCAGCAAGGAAACUUCGUCCAUACUUUCAGGCACAUAAGAUUGAGGUGCGAACUUCUUAUCCUCUCCGUCAGAUUAUGCAUAAGCCAGAAGCAACGGGAAGAUUGAUGAAGUGGGCUAUAGAGCUAGGACAGUUUGAUUUGGAGUAUAAGCCUAGGGCUACUAUCAAGGGUCAAGCUCUGGCUGAUUUCUUGCUGGAAUUUGAAGAUGACACUCAAGAAUGGGCAAUGGUGCCGUAUAGUCCAGUCGUUGAACCCAUUAAUGGUCUUUUGGUGGAAGAUGACACAUGGUGGAACUUGCAUGUCGAUGGAGCUGUCAAUUCUGAUGGAGCUGGAGUUGGGAUAGUUUUGGUAAAUGGGGGGUUCUUGGCUCGAGGUUGGAGGACGAACUUAUACAUGACUCACACGCAGGAGUUGAUGAAGAAGUUCAGGGAGGUGUAUUUGGAAAAGGUUCCUCGCGAGAAAAAUGAAGGUGUUGAUGCAUUGGCCAAGGCCAGUUCUAGAAGGGACACCAAGUUAUUAGGAACUAUCCAAUUUUGUGUUCAGGAGAAACUAAGUGUGUCGGAAGCACAGAAGGUCACCCGGUUCAGAGAAGAUCUGAUGGAAGUAGAGGAUGAAGUCGCGGAUACUUGGAUGACCCCUAUACUUAAGUUCAUCCAGGAGGGUCAGCUCCCGGAAGGUGUAAAGGAAGCCAAAAGUCUUAGAUACAAAGCAGCAAGAUUUGUCAUAUAUGAUGGGGUCUUGUACAAGAGGGGGUUCAACCAACCGUUGCUGAAGUGCAUUGCAGGGGACGAUUGCAACUACAUCUUGAGGGAAGCACAUGAAGGAAUAUGUGGCAAUCACUCGGGGGGUAGUUCACUAGCUUUAAAGAUCCUUAGGCAAGGAUACUACUGGCCGACUAUGAGGAGUGAAGCAAGCAACAAGUCUGACUCCGUUACUCAGUCCAUGGCCAUUCGCUUUGUGGGGGAUAGAUCUCAUUGGAGAGCUUCCAAAAGCCAAAGGAGGAGUCAGUUCGACAGCAAAGAGUUGAAGAAAUUGUGUGAUGACCUGAAUAUAAGGAGAAACUUUGCAGCCGUGUACCAUCCACAAAGCAAUGGACAGACUGAAGCAAUCAACAAGAUCAUCAAACACACGCUGAAGGCCAAGUUGGAAGAGAAGAAAGGUGAUUGGCCGGAGGAGCUUCCAAUGGUACUAUGGUCAUACAACACUACGCCAAGGACAACCACUGGGGAGUCGCCGUUCAUGUUGGCUUAUGGCUGUGAGGCAAUGGUUCCAGUAGAGGUCGGAGCAGGUUCCUUCAGGAGAGACCACUUCCAAGAAGAGGACAAUGUUGUCAACCAGAGGCUACAUCUAGAUAUGUUGAAAGAAGUCAGAAGGGAGUCGCAAGUUAGGUUGGCAGCAUAUCAACAAAGGACAGCCCGGUUCUAUAACAGUCGAGUCAAGCCUAGACCAUUCAAAGUAGGAGACUUGGUGUUGCGCAAGAUGAUGCCAGGGAUGAAAGUGAAGGAAUUUACGGAAGAGCGGAAGCAUGAUAUAACAAUUAUCAAUCCGUAA